AUGACGUCUUGCCGUAGUUCAACUUCAGUUUCUUGUCUAGUUAAUGGCUCUCCAUCCGAGGAACUGUGUCCCCCAAAAGGCUUGAGGCAAGGGGAUCCAAUCUCUCCAUUUUUGUUCAUUAUCGCAGCAGAAGGGCUAAAUAUGUUGUUAUCAAGAGCUAGAGAAAUAGGUUUGAUAAAAGGGGUCAUGAUUGGUGAUGAAGGAGUGAAGUUAUCUCACCUGCAAUUUGCUGAUGACACAGUCUUAUUUUGUGAGAGGAAGAUUCACCUUGUGAAGUGGAAGGAAGCUACAGUGAGUAAAAAUAUUGGAGGCCUGGGUAUCAAGGAGAUUAAAAUAGUAAAUGAGAGUCUAUUGGCCAAAUGGUGGUGGAGGUUCGGGGUUAAAGAUGAUGCACUAUGGAAAAUUCUGAUUUGUAGAAGGUAUGGUGUUGAAAGUGGGAGAUGGUUCCCUUUUCAUAUGGUGGAUUGUAAUAGCUCCUGGAUCUGGAGUGAUAUACUUUUAGUAGCUCAAUCUAAUACCAGACUCUUUAAUUUCUUCAUGGAAAAUGUAGAAAUCAGAGUUGGGAGUGGGAGCAGGAUUAAGUUCUGGGAGGAUGUGUGGUUGGGCAAGUUCUGUUUGAAGAAUAAAUACCCAAGACUGUUUAGCAUUUCCAAUGAUAAAGGGGUAUCACUGAAAGACAAGGUGGUUUGA
Camellia sinensis is the source of this 690-nucleotide messenger RNA. Lineage: Eukaryota; Viridiplantae; Streptophyta; Magnoliopsida; Ericales; Theaceae. The record is from RefSeq and is a predicted model, not a curated record.